Messenger RNA from Leptosia nina, 1251 nucleotides. The record is from the annotation of a GenBank genome assembly. NCBI's taxonomy places the organism in Eukaryota, Metazoa, Arthropoda, Insecta, Lepidoptera, Pieridae.
AUGCAGUUUUACAAAGAGAGGAUUCUUAACGCUGCGCAGUUAAAAAGACUAAGUGAACACAAGUAUUCUUGUAGUAGUGCCAGUUUACUUGAUGCAUGGCUCCAGCCUUGGUGGUGUUGGCUUGUUUCUAAGACUCCACUUUGGCUCGCACCGAAUCUCAUUACUAUAUUAGGCUUAAUUAUAAAUAUAGUAACUACUCUAAUCCUCGUAUGGUAUAGUCCAGAUGCUCGACAAGAUCCACCUAGAUGGACAUGUGCAUUAUGUGCUUUAGGCGUAUUUGUAUACCAGAGCUUGGAUGCCAUAGAUGGCAAGCAGGCAAGAAGAACAGGAAGUCAGUCUCCCCUAGGAGAGCUGUUUGACCAUGGUUGCGAUAGUAUAUCCACAGUGUUCAUAGCUCUCGGAGCUUGUAUAGCUGUCAAACUUGGAGAGUAUCCUACAUGGAUGUUUUUCCAAUGCUUCUGCGCCAUGACAUUAUUCUACUGUGCCCACUGGCAGGCCUACGUCACGGGAACGCUAAAAAUGGGCCGCAUCGACGUCACAGAAGCGCAGUACACGAUCAUCUGUAUUCACCUUAUAUCUGCUACUCUAGGUGCAGAUGUAUGGGCGACUCAGGUGGGAUCGUUCGAGAUGCGCUAUUCGCUAGGUGGCGCCGCGCUGCUCGGAGCUGUCAUGACGCUGGGGUCGCUUGGAGCAGCCAUUGUAGCUGGUGGCGUCGGCAAGAAUGGCUCCACAGUCGCCGGCACCAGUAUCCUGACGCCCGUGUUCCCCUUCGCGUUCGUUGUGGUGCCAGCCUUCAUCAUCUUCCAGAAGAGUGAGUCUCAGGUCUACGAGAAUCAUCCCGCUCUUUAUAUCCUGGCUUUCGGAAUGGUUGCAGCUAAAGUCACCAAUCGUCUUGUGGUUGCCCAUAUGACAAAGAGUGAAAUGGAUUAUUACGAUUGGUCGCUGUUGGGACCAGCGAUGCUCUUUCUGAACCAGUACUUCAACAAUGCUUUACCAGAAUACUACGUUCUCUGGUUAUGUACUGUGUGGGUAGUUGUAGAACUAAUCCGUUACUGCGGACAGAUCUGCCUCGAGAUCUGCGAUCAUCUCAAGAUCCAAUUGUUCCGCAUUACUCCGGUGUCAGCGCCAAUAACGACGGCCGCUGCUGCGCCGGCACCGACUCGACACAAGCAGCCCGACAGAAAUGUGUCGAGUGAUAGUGACAGAUCAGAAAGCGAAGACACCGCACCGUUAAUAAACAAUAGUAGUUAA